Klebsormidium nitens is the source of this 1833-nucleotide messenger RNA. The record is from the annotation of a GenBank genome assembly. NCBI's taxonomy places the organism in Eukaryota, Viridiplantae, Streptophyta, Klebsormidiophyceae, Klebsormidiales, Klebsormidiaceae.
AUGUGUGAGAAGGCAGCUGGCAAAGCUCAUCGGGGCGGGGACGGAUCCAGGUCGCGGCACCCCCCCAAGUCGGAACCAGAUGUCCCUUCCCUCACCAAAAUGUCCCCAGCGCUUUGGCGGGCCCUCAGCCGAGGUUUCGGCGACCGCACCGGGACAGUCCCCCUAGUCUUGGCGCUUUUGGUCGCCCUCAGCCUUUUCUCGUCGUGCUUCUCGGAAGUCCAAAUCGAGGGGGCCUACUCGGAUUACAUGCAACGGGUGCUCUCGUCGAUAGUCACCCCUCCAAAAGUGUAUCCGGGGUUGAUUAAACGGCACGGGGUGAAGUUUCCGCGGGUGUCGCAUGCGCACGGGGACGGGGAUUUGGCUGAGGAUGACAAGGGAGGGUUCAGUAGAGAAGCAACGGUUUUCGGGGAAGAACGUGGGGUCUCCGGAUCAGCAGUUCGGGAGCUUUCGGAGGCAGUACGCGAGAAGAUAGGGAUCGUCCAAACAGUGUUCAAUCCUGCGCAGGGGGCCUUCCUUGUGACGGCAAAUAACUCAAGUCUGGUAGAGGAAGUCGGCAGUUCCGGCCAGCUGGUCAGCGUUGGUAACCUAGUGCUUAACCUCACUAACCCGAGCCUGAUCAACCUCACUAAUCCGAUCAUACUCGAUCCCCUCGUCCUGCCUAACCCAGUGAACUCGAGCCUGGCUAAACACGAGGGUUUGAGCUUAGUUACGCUGAACCUAAGCUCAGGUCUCAACGUCAGUCGAGUCACGCCGCCCCCGGUCGUUCUCACGUCGACCGGGGGCAAGUCGAGCUCAAAGGGUAUGAUGCCGACGCCCAAGUUUUGGCCGGCCGCGUUUUACAAGCCCGGGAGCGCCGCUUAUGAUAAGCGCUGCGACCUCGGGGACGGGGAGUGGGUUCUCGGGCCGAAACGGAUGAACAUCUCCAACUGUCCGUUUGCGUCGCAAACGAAGGAACGGUGCGCGUGGCGCUUUGCGCGGGAGCCCAACUACCGGGACUUCCGGUGGCAGCCGCGCGGCUGCGCGCUGCCGGAGUUUGACGCCAGCUCCUUCUUACACCGGUGGGCCAACAAGACGAUCCUCGUCGCGGGGGACUCGCUCGGCCGCAACUUCUACGGCUCCUUCAUGUGCCACCUGUCGCACGGGGGAUCCCUCAACUUGGACGCGAACGCGAGCGCGGCCGCGGGGUUCCAGAUCUUCCGGAACGAGGAGCACAACAUCACGAUCGGGCGGGCGAUGUCCGAGUUUCUGGUGAUGAAAGAAACCAGUCAAGAGGCGUUCUCGCGCCUUAAUCAGAUCGACCGGGCCGACCCGCUGUGGGCCCGACUGCUGCCCCGCGCGGACCUACUGAUUCUCAACUCGGGCCACUGGUGGAUGGGCGGCGGCAAGGAGAAGCUCUUCGUGCUGGACGGGGAAUACCGCCCCGAUCUCAGCUGGAGCCGCGCCUUCCGCAUCGGAAUGAAGCAUGUCCGGAAAGCUGUGGAGAGGUCCGGCUUCAACGGCACCGCCAUCUUCCGGACGUUUUCUCCUUCGCACUACCAAAAGGGCGGCUGGAACUCCGGCGGAACGUGCGACGCAACGGAACCGAACCCGCAGCUCCAACUCGAUCCGUACGUCCGAAAUUUCCUCGACUUGACGCGCAUGGUCUUUGCCAACUCGACGUUCCAAGUGAUGGAGAUCAGCCGGCUCAGCGCCUACCGCAGAGACGGCCACGUGGGCCCCAUCGCGGGCGCGAGCGCGACACGUGGCGUCCAGGCGGACUGCACCCACUGGUGCGCGGAGGGUGUGACGGACGCAUGGGUGGACAUUCUGCAAGCCAUGCUGCGGACGGAAUGA